CCGGAAGUGGGGGAAAACUGCGAAUGGAAGAGAGGCAGGCCGCUGAACGGAAGUCGUGCGGCUGAGGGGAGGCGAAGCGGCUUCGAGUGACGGAGCGAAGAGGAUGAACAACAAAUUCGACGCGACAUAUAGUUCCCACUGCCAUUCUCAAAGUCCUGUUAGCCUGAAGGAUGACGACAGCGGCGAUCAUGACCAGAAUGAAGAGAACAGCACACAGAAAGAUGGUGAGAAGGAAAAAAACGACAAAGACAAACCCCAAAGCAGUGCCAAGAGGAAGGCUGCAGUUCCGGGACCGGCGGAGCACCCUCUGCAGUAUAAUUACACGUUCUGGUACUCCAGGCGGACUCCGGGGAGACCCACCAGCUCUCAGAGUUACGAACAGAACAUCAAGCAAAUCGGCACUUUCGCCUCGGUGGAACAGUUCUGGCGGUUUUACAGCCACAUGGUCCGUCCUGGGGACCUGACAGGCCACAGCGACUUCCAUCUUUUCAAAGAAGGGAUUAAACCCAUGUGGGAGGACGAUGCCAACAAGAACGGGGGCAAGUGGAUUAUCCGCCUCCGAAAGGGCCUGGCAUCCCGGUGCUGGGAGAACCUCAUUCUGGCUAUGCUGGGAGAACAGUUUAUGGUGGGGGAAGAAAUCUGUGGGGCCGUCGUCUCCGUCCGUUUCCAGGAAGAUAUCAUCUCCAUAUGGAACAAGACAGCCAGCGACCAGGCCACCACGGCCAGGAUCAGGGACACCUUACGACGAGUUCUCAACCUUCCCCCCAACACCAUCAUGGAGUACAAAACGCACACGGACAGCAUCAAGGCCUGGGAAGAGUUUCAUGGCCUGGUGAACAGCAGCGGCCGCUGAAAUGAGCGUCUUCCCUCCCUCCCUCACACGCCCAGGGGAUAAUUCCAGCUUCCGGAAUACCAAGAUCACUUUGUGAGCAGGAGGCGAGGAUUCAACACCAACCAGCUCCUCCGGGGUCCAGCCUGGUAAAGGGGGCGGGCGCCUCCCUCGGUGCCCUCUAGGCCAAGCUGGCAGGACAGCCUGGACCCUUGACCCUUCAAGACAGCCUUUACACCCGUGUCAAAGACUGACCUUCGGCAACCAAGGGACCUGCCAGGCCAAGCAGCGGGGAAAACGCCCUUGGCGUUCCUCGGGACCUCAGCUCCUCUUGCGAAGGGCCCACGUCUGCCCAGAGGCUUUCCAGUAUUAUGAGGGUCUCCGCGGCGGCAGAGGCCAUCGGAGAAUUGGCACCCCUUCCUUCUGCCAAUAAACAAUUAGGCUCCUA
Crotalus tigris (Tiger rattlesnake) is the source of this 1277-nucleotide messenger RNA. It is a transcript of the gene EIF4E2, whose product is annotated as eukaryotic translation initiation factor 4E family member 2. Lineage: Eukaryota; Metazoa; Chordata; Lepidosauria; Squamata; Viperidae. Bases 104 to 853 code for a protein of 249 amino acids. The transcript is spliced from 9 exons. Gene Ontology annotation, cellular component: eukaryotic translation initiation factor 4F complex; cytoplasm. The record is from RefSeq and is a predicted model, not a curated record. Gene Ontology annotation, biological process: translational initiation. Gene Ontology annotation, molecular function: RNA 7-methylguanosine cap binding; translation initiation factor activity.